Molecule: messenger RNA, 1095 nt
Organism: Sungouiella intermedia
Lineage: Eukaryota; Fungi; Ascomycota; Pichiomycetes; Serinales; Metschnikowiaceae
Source: the annotation of a GenBank genome assembly
AUGAAACAAAAGGUGCUUGUAAUUGGCGAUUUGAACACAGAAUUGCCCGAAUAUAAGGAGUUUACCUCCAAGUUCGAGUGCAUCCGCUACGAAGUUCCACUCUCCAAAUCCCAAUUGAUUCAAGACUUGAAAACUACCUACUCCGACAUCAGCGCCAUCUACGGUGCCUGGCUCGGUUUUGUGUUGCUUGGAGGUUUCAAGGAUGACAUUUUGGCUGCCGCUCCACUGUCGUUGAAAGUGGUAUCCAUCUGUUCUGUCGGCCACGACCACUAUGAUGGAAAAGCCAUGGCUGACCGUGGUAUCAUCUUGACCAAUGUUCCACUGGACGGUGCUGCUGAGCCCGUAGCCGACUUAGUAUUGUUCAACACUUUGGCUGCCUUCCGAAACUUUAAGAUUUCUUCGGAAAACUUCGUGGCAGAUAUUAACCACACGGUAGGUGUGAGAAAGACCCUUGACUCUGGCAAAUUCGACUCGGCCUCGGGAAAACCGGUAUUGGCCAGCACCGAAGGCUAUGCUUUUGGUGAGUACGUGGCCGGACGGCCAUGUCUUAACCCCAAAAACCACCAUGUGGUGAUUGUAGGUUUCGGCAACAUUGGAGUGACCAUUGCUAGACGGUUGUCUGCGGUGGGAAUGCACAUCCACUAUGUUAAGAGGUCGCCUCUUUCUGCUGCCGAGGAGAAAGACUUGGGUUUCCCAGUUACAUACCAUCCAUCCGUUGGUGACGCAGCCGAUGUGGCUGACUUGGUGGUGAUUGCAUGUCCUGGAACUCCAGAGACCUUCCACUUGAUCAAUGCAGACACCAUCGAGCAAUUUGCAAAACCAAUCCGUAUUAUCAACAUCGGUCGUGGACCUGUGAUUGACGAGAAUGCUUUGGUGGACGGCUUGGAGCUGGGAAAGGUUGUGUUUGCUGGUCUUGAUGUUUUCGAAAACGAACCAACCGUGCAUCCCAAAUUGUAUGGUCGCCAGGACGUGAUUUUGACACCACAUGUGGGGGCCUCGACCGUGGAGAACUUUGACUUUACUGCGGUGAGUGCCAUGAAGAACAUCGAGAACGUGUUAUUGGAUGGAGGCCGUGGGUUGACUCCCGUCAAUUAG